AUGGAUACUACAAAACUAAAAGGUCAAAUCCAAAAAUACCUUGUAGAAUCAGGAAAUUAUGAAUUAAUUUCAAAUGAAUUAAAUGCCAGACUGCUUCAAGAAGGUUGGGUGGAUAAAGUCAAAGAUUUAACCAAGUCAGAAAUGAACAUUAAUGAAUCUACAAACUUCACACAAAUCUUAUCCACUGUAGAACCGAAAGCAUUAGAGAUGGUAUCGGAUUCAACAAAAGAAACUGUUCUGAGCCAAAUAAGGCAAUUUCUUGAAGAGAUUGUAGAUACAAAAUGA
Molecule: messenger RNA, 285 nt
Organism: Saccharomyces mikatae IFO 1815
Lineage: Eukaryota; Fungi; Ascomycota; Saccharomycetes; Saccharomycetales; Saccharomycetaceae
Gene: SUS1
Product: Sus1p
Exons: 3
Coding region: 1-285 (94 amino acids)
Biological process (GO): regulation of transcription by RNA polymerase II; positive regulation of DNA-templated transcription; poly(A)+ mRNA export from nucleus
Cellular component (GO): SAGA complex; DUBm complex; nuclear pore
Molecular function (GO): transcription coactivator activity; chromatin binding
Source: RefSeq, a predicted model, not a curated record